This is a messenger RNA of Aspergillus eucalypticola CBS 122712, 974 nucleotides long. RefSeq lists its product as uncharacterized. Bases 154 to 693 code for a protein of 179 amino acids. The transcript has a single exon. Lineage: Eukaryota; Fungi; Ascomycota; Eurotiomycetes; Eurotiales; Aspergillaceae. The record is from RefSeq and is a predicted model, not a curated record.
CUCAAUGCAGAUUGCGUUGGCCAAGCCAGACGUGGGCUGCAAUUGCCUAAGCUUCGCUGUCACGGAUUGGGAUGAUUGACAAACAUGCUACACCGUUACUGAUUGAGAUAUGAGUUGCGUUCUGCUUACAUCGCCUAAUUAGACACGAUCGGGAUGCUCCUAGCUGCUUCACCCCCAGCUCUUUCUUGCGAUAUCGGACAACAGCAACAUCAAAAAGCAUUGUUAUCUCAAUUAUGGGGCACCACCAGCGUCUCUUUAUCUAUUUAUCUCCCACGCUGGCCAUUACCAAAUUCAAUGAGGCUUCUGGGGGUGUCUUGGCGGCCCAGUGACUCCCGACUGGCUGUUGACCCGAGGUCCAACAACCCCAUCGGCCGGAUCCGAUGGAAGGGCAGCCGGCAGGUGGAGAAAAGUCCAACGACGAUCUCAAAUCGUCCAGCGGGGAAGACACACGCCUGCCAGCUUGGCGAUCGAUGCCUGUUCUCUUGCGAUCCUUUGGCUUUGGCACUGCUUCGGUUACAGGAAUCCUAUUCUAGUCCGAAAUGCCCAAGUCCACGCGACAGACGGGCGCCGCCGAUGACCGACCCAUAUGCAAAUGCUUGGACGCCUUUUUAUAAAAUGUCCGCACCGGAGACCAGGGUUCAACGGCGUGAGCCAAGUCUAAUUGAUCAUUACAUGCGGGGACAUCCUGGCUGAUGUCGCGAUCGUUGCAUAGAAUCUUCUACUGCAUGUCUUAGCCAUGCAACCAUACUUCGGCCUACGCGGCGCUCUUUUGAAUCGCGCCAUCAUCUGGCUGGUCGUCUGCCCGGCCUUUGUGUGCUAUGGAUACAACCAGGGAGUAACGGGGGGUCUCCUCACACUGGAGUCGUUUGCGGAGACGUUUCCCCAGAUGAACACCUUGACUACCACUGGGGCCCAGCAGCACUACAACUCCACCAUUCAGGGUAGGCACACUGCUCGCUACUCAUGAAUGCCUC